AGGGAUCAGGGCAGGUGGCAAACAAACAAAGUCCAAAGACAGGCAGAGAUCAGGGCAGGCAGCAAACGUACAAAGCCCAGGAACAGGCAAAGGUCAGGGAAGGCAGCAGAGAAUCAAACACAAGGAACAGUCCAAUCGAACACAGGUAUAGCAAUCCACAAUAAAUGCUCAGAAAUGAUCACCAGGGCAAAUCAAGACUUCGCAACAUCUGUGUGAGUGAGCUGCUUAUGAAGUGUGUGUGUGUCAUGUGGUGCAGGUGCCUGCAGUCAGUCCCAGGAAUGAGGGCCUAUGGGAAAUGAAGUCAGAAUCGAAAACAGUCAGUAUUCAGGUGAUAGCUCCCUCCGGUGGUGCGAGGAAGGAGGUGCAGGAGGUGGGCGGUAUCUGAGGUCUGAUUUGUUAGUGGCAGACAGCAUGGAUCCAGCAGCUGGAUUUGAAAGCAUGCAGUGAUGCCUGGAAUCACUGAUCAUGAAAUACAUUGCCCCUGUAUCAGCAUGCUGUUAAGGGAAGAGCGCAUCCGCUAACAAAAGUUACACAUCAUCAGACUACACUCCUUUUGUGCAGAUGCUGUCUAAGAGCAGUAUUAGAGAGGAAGGCUGUGCUCUUCUAACAUCAGCUCUGAGAUCAAAUCCCUCAAACAUGAGAGAACUGGAUAUGAGUGGGAAUCAACCAGGAGACUUGGGAGUGAAUAUGUUCUCUGAUUUACUGGAGGAAUCAAACUGUAAACUGGAGACACUGAAACUAACUGCAGUAUUGGAGAGGAAGGUUGUGCCGUUCUGGUGGCAGCUCUGUUGUGAAACCCCUCACACCUGAGAGAGUUUGAUCUCAGUUGGAACAAAUCUCAAUAGUGAAGCUGCUGUCAGAUCUACUGAAAGAUCCACUUUGUAAACUAGAGAAACUGAUGUGAAAUUUAUACAUAAUGACUAAACUAUUACAUAAACUGUGUAACAUAAAUGACAAGUCAUCAAA
Ctenopharyngodon idella (grass carp) is the source of this 966-nucleotide messenger RNA. Its product is annotated as NACHT, LRR and PYD domains-containing protein 12-like. The transcript has 4 exons. NCBI's taxonomy places the organism in Eukaryota, Metazoa, Chordata, Actinopteri, Cypriniformes, Xenocyprididae. The record is from RefSeq and is a predicted model, not a curated record. The coding region runs from base 562 to 810 and encodes 82 amino acids.